CUGCUUCGGGUGUGACAGCAGAGUGCUCCGGACCCAAGUGGAACCACGCUCUCAUUCCUUGUCCUCCCCUGGACUAUCCUCAGUCCUAGCUUUGCCCUCUGGUACUGACAGGCUGAAUGCGUCCUGCCUCAUUUCACACCCUCCUGUACUCAGACAAAGCUCUUAGAGACUCGGUGUCUAAACUCAGUCUCUAAAGGGGGGGAGGAAGAGAAUCUUCAUAGAAAAACCAGCAUGGCAGAGGCCAGGAUCCCAAGUAACCGAUCUUAAGAAACCUGCCUUCAUGUCCCAGGGCCUGCCCUGCCCAUAACCCUGGUGAGCACAGACCUGUUGGCAGUAAUUGGUUGGGGCUAACUGACAUCUGCUUCCUGGAGCAGAGGGCUGGGGAGAUGGGAUGAAGGCCAACUCUGGAAAAACCAGAGCCAGACACAGGCCAUGAGGGACAGCCAGGUGCCAGGACUGUGAGCUCACAUCACUCCCGGCAUCCACACAUGCACGCCUGAAUGAACCAUCAAAUGCAGGGGUGAGACGUGUCCAGAAUGCAUGCUCUUCCUGAAAGGGGGCAGAUGGCAGGGCCAGCAGAGCCUCCUUCCCAAGGAUGCCGCCCGCGCCAGCCGAUGGGCUUACUGGGAGACUCUCUCCUGGACGGCCGACACAGCCUCCUAUAUACUUCCAUGAUCCAAGCCCCGUGACAGAUGAGAAGACGGAGGCACAGAAAGCUCACCUAACUGACCUGCAAGGACCGAAAGCCAGGAUUCAAACCCAGACCUGCCUGACUGCAGAGCUGGAGGGCUUUGCUUCUCUACUCUCCUGCAUCCGAGGGCCCCCAGUCCCCCAGUCCACGUGCAUACCCCCGCACAGCGCCACGCCAGAUCCACUCGCGACCCAUCCCUCCUGCUCGCCUCCGCUUCAGCUGCCGGCUGAGUCCUAGCCCUGCUCCCUUGAACCACCUCCUCCCCGUGACUGGCCACUGCCUGGAAGGAGAAGACAUGGGAGCGCCUCCGUCCAAGGCCAGGGGUCUCUCGAUCCAACUCCAGAAACUGCUGACCUCCUGGCUGGUGGGACAGCAAGACUGGGAUCAGCGUCUGGACGAGACGUACAUGCUGCAGCAGAAGAAGAUUCGAGAGUCUCCUCUGCUUCGGGCAGCCAAGGACAACGACCUGUGUGUCCUGAAGAAACUUCUGCUGGACCGAAACUGUGACUUCCGGCAACGAGGGGCCGUCGGGGAGACGGCACUGCACGUGGCCGCCCUCUAUGACAACCUGGAGGCCGCCAUGGUGCUGAUAGAGGCUGUCCCCGAGCUGGUCAAGGAGCCUGCCAUCUGUGAGCCAUUUGUAGGUCAGACGGCGCUGCACAUAGCGGUCAUGAACCGGAACGUGAACCUGGUGAAAGCCCUGCUCGCCCACGGGGCCAGCGUCUCUGCGAGGGCUGUAGGCUCCGCCUUCCGCCUCAGUCCUCACAACCUCAUCUACUUUGGGGAGCACCCUCUGUCCUUUGCCGCCUGCAUGGGCAGCGAGGAGAUCGUGAGGCUGCUCAUUGAGCAUGGCGCUGACAUCCGGGCCCAGGACUCCCUGGGAAACACAGUGUUGCACAUCCUCAUCCUCCAGCCCAACAAAACCUUUGCCUGCCAGAUGUACAACCUGCUGCUGUCCUACGACAGGCGAGGGGACCACCUGCAGUCCCUGGACCUCAUGCUCAAUCACCAGGGCCUCACCCCCUUCAAGCUGGCCGGAGUGGAGGGCAACACUGUGAUGUUCCAACACCUGAUGCAGAAGCGGAAGUACAUCCAGUGGACAUGUGGGCCGCUGACCUCUACACUCUACGACCUCACGGAGAUCGACUCCUGGGGAGAAGAUGCGUCCUUUCUAGAGCUUGUGGUAUCCUCCAAGAAACGGGAGGCUCGUCAGAUCCUGGAGCAGACCCCAGUGAAGCAGCUGGUGAACUUCAAGUGGAGGAAGUACGGGCGGCCUUACUUCUGCAUCCUGGGAGCCUUGUAUGUGCUCUAUAUGAUCUGCUUCACCAUGUGCUGCAUCCACCGCCCUCUCAAGGCCCGUAGUGGCAACCGCACAGAUUCCCGAGACGUCACCAUAUUCCAGCAGAAGCUGCUCCAGGAGGCCUACGUGACUCAGCAGGAUAAAAUCCGGCUGGUGGGGGAGCUGAUGACGGUCCUCGGGUCAGCGAUCAUCCUAUUCCUAGAGAUCCCAGAUAUCUUCAGGGUUGGUUUCUCCCGCUAUUUUGGACAGACUGUCCUCGGGGGGCCAUUCCAUGUCAUCACCAUCACCUAUUCCUUCCUGGUGCUGGUGACCAUGGUGAUGCGGCUCACUGACACCAACGGGGAGGUGGUACCCAUGUCCUUCGCCCUGGUGCUGGGCUGGUGCAGCGUCAUGUACUUUGCGCGAGGAUUCCAGAUGCUGGGCCCCUUCACCAUCAUGAUCCAGAAGAUGAUUUUCGGAGACCUGUUGCGUUUCUGCUGGCUGAUGGCUGUGGUUAUCGUGGGAUUCGCCUCAGCGUUCUAUAUCAUUUUCCAGACCGAGGACCCAACCUCUCUGGGGGAAUUCUAUGACUACCCCAUGGCGCUCUUCAGCACCUUUGAGCUCUUCCUCACCGUCAUCGACGGGCCCGCCAACUAUGAUGUGGACUUGCCCUUCAUGUAUAGCAUCGUCUAUUUUGCCUUCGCCAUCAUCGCCACACUGCUUAUGAUCAACCUGUUGGUCGCCAUGAUGGGCGACACACACUGGCGGGUGGCCCACGAACAGGACGAGCUCUGGAGGGCCCAGGUCGUGGCCACCACGGUGAUGCUGGAGAGGAAGAUGCCUCGCACCCUGUGGCCGCGCUCCGGCAUCUGUGGGUACAAGUACGGGCUGGGGGACCGCUGGUUCCUGCGAGUUGAGACCAACCAAGACCAGAAUACUUUGCGAGCGCGUCGCUACGUGGAAGCUUUCAAGGGCUCCGACAAGGAGGAAGGACAAGGACAUCCCCCUGAGAAACGGCCCUCAGUGUCUGAAAGCGGGCUUCUAGCCAGAGCCUCCCUGGCCCUCCCGACCCCUUCCCUGUCCCGGACCACGUCUCGAAGCAGCGGCAGUCACCGAGGCUGGGAGAUCAUUCGUCGCAACACCCUGGGACACGUGAAUCUCGGACUGGACCUUGGGGAGGGGGAUGGAGAGGAUCGGGUUUAUCAGUUAUGAUCAGGACCCUUGUUACUCUCAUCCUGACUCCAGGUGGGCCUGGGUGAAGGCAGAGAAAGAGACACUGCUUGUGAAGCAUCCGCCCUUCCUGCCUGUUAACCCUGUGAGGGGUGGACAGAAGAAUUCUCCUAGGCCAUCCAUACCUCACCCAUCACCUCAGCAUUCCCAGGAAUGAGUGUCUUCUGGCUUCUUGGAAGUCCCACCUCUUGGGAAAAGAGGGUAUCUGUUCAAGCAGAGUUAGGCUUGGAAACUAAAGACACCAGGAAGGAUAUUGGAAACUAGGUGUCCGGGGUGCCCAUCACAGCCUCACUUCUGUCUCCAGCCCUUCUCAUCCCAGCCCUGUCAACACCCUCACCACAAAGCCGCAGCAACUUUUUAAGAGGACUGUGAUCUGGAAGAGCCAAAAGGUAAGCGGGAUUUGUGAAACUGCCCCUAGGUUCAUCCAGAUACACACGCAAGGCCCAGGUGAGUGUGGAAUGGUGAGGGAUAACUCACACACACACACACACACACACACACACACACACACACACACGCACACACAGGGGUUCACAGGUGGUACAGUUUCUAAAUGUGCUCAGUCAGCGUGAUUCCUCCUAUCUUCAUCCACAAUGGAAGCUCCCCCUCUCCUGUGUAAAGCUAAACUCCCAUCUCUAUUCCAGAUAGUUUUCUUUCUGUCUCUUCAGGCAGCUCUGUCCACCACUGUAUCCUCUAACUCCUCUCAUUAUUCUAACUUCAACCUCUCUCUCUCCCCAAGCGAUGCUAGUCAGCAAAUAACCAUGCUCUGCUCUUUCCUAUCCUUAAAGAGAUUGUAAUCGCCUCCCCUCGAUUUCCGUUUCUCCUUUCGGCUCCUGCUCUAUCUUUUUACUCCCUCUUCGGAGCCAAACUUCUUAAAAGGAGACUCUGUUGUCUGCUGAACUCACAUUGAGUCCCCACCCCAUUGUGGUUUGGCCUUGCCCCUCCUGCUACUGACAGCACUCUCAUCAAGGUCAUCUCCCCAUAGCUAACCCCGCUGAACCAUCUGAGUCUUGUGCAAACUCUGUAGGGCUCAAUACCCGUGGACCACUCACCCCCUCUCAGCACGCCCCUCGUGCCGUGCUCACCUCCCACUCUGCCUGCUUCUCUCCUCCCCAUCUCUUAAAUAGUUUUGGUCCAUGAAUCUCUCUGUUUUCCUCAGCACCUGGCAAUUCCUGCCACCUCCAUGGAUGAUGUUGACACACACGUUUGUGAUUCAAGACUUCUUUAUCUUGGCUUUAGUUCUGUCUCCUGAGCUCCAGGAGACAGCUCAGAUGCCUCUCUAUUAGACAACUCUACCUGGAUAUUUUACAGAUAUCUGGAACUUGACGUGUCCCAAACUGAACAGCUUUCCUUCCUCACCAAACCUGCUCCUCCACCAGCAUUUCCAAUCAAAUAAAAGCAGGCGAAAUUGCCUAAGCCCCAAACCUAGGCGUCUUCCUCCACACACCCAUCUCAACUCUCAUUUGCAGUCAGUCUCAGGUCUGGUGGAUUCUACUCCCUAAAACAUCUCAUUUGAGAAAGAAUAACUUUUGAGUAGAUGAUACAUCCCAUGGCCCGAGAUUCAAAGAGCACAUAAGAUAUACAAAUAAAAAAGCAUUCCUGCUUCUCUUCUGGCCCCUCAGUUAUCCACCUCCUCAGGGACAUUCAGUAGUGAGUUUGUUCUUUAUCCUUCCAAAAAUACUUUAUGCAUGGCCAAGCCUACCUACAUACGGGCUUCCCUGCUGGCUCAGAAGGUAAAGAAUCUGCCUGCAAUGCAGGCAGCUUGGAUUUGAUCCUUGG
Odocoileus virginianus texanus is the source of this 4979-nucleotide messenger RNA. The record is from RefSeq and is a predicted model, not a curated record. Lineage: Eukaryota; Metazoa; Chordata; Mammalia; Artiodactyla; Cervidae.